CCGCUGUUCGCGUUGACCCGGAAGUGGAGUGUUCACGUGCCGGGUUCCGGUUCCGGGUCGGAGCGAUGGCGGCCACUCGGCUGGAGCUGAACCUGCUGCGGCUGUUGAGCCGCUGCGAAGCGCUGGCGGCCGAGAGGCGGGAGCCGGAUGAGUGGCGGCUGGAGAAGUAUGUAGGUGCUCUCGAAGAGAUGCUCCUUGCAUUAAAGAAACACUCAAGCAAGCCUGCCCCUGAACUGCUGAAUGAAUACUCCCGCAAAGUGGACUUCUUAAAGGGAAUGUUAGAAGCUGAAAAAUUGUCGUCGUCUGCAGAAAAGGCCCUGGCAAAUCAGUUCCUGGCUCCCGGCCGAACUCCCACUACAACCAAAGAGCGAACCCCAGCAACUAAAAUGGUUCAUCUGCAGACAAAGGCUCGCUACACGGGCAAGAUGAGGAGUGAGCUGCUUGGUACGGAUCCCUUGUCUGUCAAUGAGUCUGAAGAGCUAAAUUUAAGGAAACGGAAAGGCCUUGCAUCUGAAGAGAAGCAGUCAGCAGCUGAUCUGGAUGCUGUGUUACAGCAUCAUCGCAGCAUGCAGGAGAAGCUGGCUGAAGAAAUGUUGAGUUUGGCUCGCAGUCUCAAAAACAACACCCUGGCAGCACAGAACGUUAUUAAACAAGAUAACCAGACAUUGUCUCACUCUCUCAGGAUGGCAGACCAUAACUUUGAGAAGCUGAAGGAUGAAUCUGAACGCCUUGAGCAGCAUGCAAAGAAAUCUGUCAACUGGCUGCUCUGGAUAAUGUUAAUUGUAGUUUGUUUUAUUUUUAUUAGCAUGAUCCUCUUUAUCAGAAUUUUUCCUAAACUCCGAUAAUGUGUACAGCCUCCAGGAGCAACAGGUAGAAAGCUAGACAGUAUGUGACACUCUGCCCAUUCCCAGCAAGUCUCUUUGACCAGUUUGGUAAGUACUCACUGUAAGCAGUGACCUACCUCUGAUCAUAUCCUGAAGGGGGUCACCAGGGGCCUAGUCCUCCAUCCCUUCCUUGUGCUCUUACUGGAGUUGGUGAGACACCUUGUGAACAGCUUCCUAAGUUGGGUCCCUCAAGUAUCCCUUUUGCUUGACUAAUAUGGUUGUUUCUUGAGAAAGAAACUGCAAUAAAGAUGGCACUUUCAGUGGAAUAUCCCUAGAAAUAGAUCCUUCCAGGUGCCUUGGUAGAUAUCUGCCGUCCACUUGUGAUGUGGCUAAGGCAAAUGCUAUUGUUCCUUUAUAAGGGAGUUUACUUUCAUUGGAACAGUACACAACUGAAGGAUUAAAGACCAUAUAGAAUCAUAGAAUAUCAGGUUUGGAAGGGACCUCAGGAGGUCAUCUAGUCCAACCCCCUGCUCAAAGCAGGACCAAUCCCCAAUCAAAUCAUCCCAGCCAGGGCUUUGUCAAGCCUGACCUUAAAAACUUCCAAGGAAGGAGAUUCUACCACCUCCCUAGGUAACGCAUUCCAGUGUUUCACCACCCUCCUAGUGAAAAAGUUUUUUCUAAUAUCCAACCUAAACCUCCCCCACUGCAACUUGAGACCAUUACUCCUUGUCCUGUCCUCUUCUACCACUGAGAAUAGUCUAGAACCAUCCUCUCUGGAACCACCUCUCAGGUAGUUGAAAGCAGCUAUCAAAUCCCCCCUCAUUCUUCUCUUCUGCAGACUAAACAAUCCCAGUUCCCUCAGCCUCUCCUCAUAGGUCAUGUGUUCCAGACCCCUAAUCAUUUUUGUUGCCCUUCGCUGGACUCUCUCCAAUUUAUCCACGUCCUUCUUGUAGUGUGGGGCCCAAAACUGGACACAGUACUCCAGAUGAGGCCUCACCAAUGUCGAAUAUUUGCUCUUUAGAAACCCACUGACUUUAACAGGACCCUUGCUGCAAUUGUCUUUGUAACCAGCCUGUAGCAGGUAUGGAGGGAGCAUUGUUAUUGAGUGGGCCCCCUUGGGUCAGAGUAGGCAAGAAGGAAAAUUAACUUCACAACCUUGCCUUCCCGCCUAUUGGACUCUGGUCACGGAAGUCUCCUGAAGCCUGGAUUUAUGGGAGAAGACGGAGGUUGGAAGCAUCUAGUUUGGGAAGCCUGAAUAAACCGGCUCAUCUCCUCUUACAAUCACAAACCCUAACAUGCAACCAAAGUACAGAGCGUGUCAUUUACCUUUAUUCCAUUCCUUCAGGAAGCAGCUGAUGGUGGCUGUUCAGCCCUGAACAUGCAAUGUACUUCAGACUGUGCAGACCCUGCCUGCCUAUGCAUCUUGUUGCUUCACUGUAAAAUGAGAGUCGAGGAAGUUGGUCUCUCUUUAAAUAAGGCAUUUACUUAAGGAAAAUAUCAGCCAGUAUCUUCUGGGCUGGGCUUAUUUGCAUGUUUGCCUUCCUUAACUCUUAUUGUUUUUCUAGUGGAAGAUACCCUGAAGUUUUCAGCCAUGUUCUGCUCUUGAUGAAGUGCUGGCUUGCUGUACUGGAUGAAAAAGAGAGCAGUGUAAUCAUCCCACCCAACCUGCUCAUAAAGAGAGGGUGUGAGAUUCUGUCUCUCCUGCCCUAACUUUUAAAGCAUCAGUACUGCAAAGUGCCUGCUUUCACUUCAGUUUAAACCAUUCUUACAAACUGUUACUGUUGGUAUUCUGUAUAUUGCUGUCUAUUUUGUACAAGUUUGUAUUGGUUUCUCUUUGACUUAUGUAUUACUAUAUGAUUUUCAUAAUUAGAAGCAACUGCCAUCUUCUCUCUA
Messenger RNA from Chelonia mydas (Green sea turtle), 2717 nucleotides. It is a transcript of the gene USE1, whose product is annotated as unconventional SNARE in the ER 1. Gene Ontology annotation, biological process: retrograde vesicle-mediated transport, Golgi to endoplasmic reticulum. The transcript is spliced from 8 exons. The record is from RefSeq and is a predicted model, not a curated record. Lineage: Eukaryota; Metazoa; Chordata; Testudines; Cheloniidae. The coding region runs from base 66 to 845 and encodes 259 amino acids. Gene Ontology annotation, molecular function: SNAP receptor activity. Gene Ontology annotation, cellular component: SNARE complex; endoplasmic reticulum.